AUGGAAUCGCCCUCACUCGACACACUCUGCACUACAUGUUUACAAGAUCUCUAUCAUUACAAGUUUGGAAGAUCUUGUGAAGACAUCGAGAAAGAGGAAAACUAUGAGACACUGUCUUUGAGCACAAAUGAGUUGAAUUCUAGAAUCCAUCGGGAUUACUGUAGACAUGGAAAGUGUAUUUUGAAAUUCGAGAACUCAUGGAAAUGGAUUAUAAAAGAUGCAGCAGUCAAGAACGCUUUUGAUAUGAUGAAUACGGCUAUUCGAAUGGUGGAAGGACACGUGGAUUGCAAGUUGAGAAGGGACAGAAUGGAUUGUACAAUUAGAGCAUUGGAAAGGAUUCAGGAAAAUAAGGAAAUUGGGAUGAGGACGCAAGGGGCCGGGUUUGAAGAGGAUAUCGCUGGGAAGAUGCAGAGAGCGGACAGGUUGCUGAAGAGUUUGAAGGCGCAGUGGGCGGAGUUUCGAUUUGGAAUUCAACUCGAUGGUUCUAGCUCAACUCCUUUCGGAAUCCAGUGCUCCUGCACCAAAAUCCAUGAACACUAUGUGGAGAUAUUCCUUGAACUGCCUUUACAAGAACAGUUUGGAGACAAAUAUGAUACUGUUGGAAAUGAGUUCAGAGAGAUAGCCAACUACAAACUCGACGAGAUUAUUUCUGAGUGUCCAGUGAACUUCCAGCGUGGAUUUGAAGUUCCUAGGAUUGUGGAUGUCUAUGGGAAGAUUGUUACAUUGCAGUGA
Molecule: messenger RNA, 732 nt
Organism: Caenorhabditis remanei
Lineage: Eukaryota; Metazoa; Nematoda; Chromadorea; Rhabditida; Rhabditidae
Exons: 2
Coding region: 1-732 (243 amino acids)
Source: RefSeq, a predicted model, not a curated record